Molecule: messenger RNA, 2872 nt
Organism: Striga hermonthica
Lineage: Eukaryota; Viridiplantae; Streptophyta; Magnoliopsida; Lamiales; Orobanchaceae
Source: the annotation of a GenBank genome assembly
UGCAGAGGAAAUUGAAACCCUUCGUAAACGUUUGGCUGAACUUGAGACGCGACAGAAGUCACAAGAAGAUUCACCCCGACAUGUCACGACGUCGCGAAAUGUUAUUGUCGAGGCGGAUUCUCCUUUAGCCCCCGAACUUACUGCGGAGGCACUCCCUGUGAAAGUGAAAAUCCCGCAAAUCGGCAUGUAUGAUGGGACAUCAGAUCCAGAUGCACAUUUAGGCCAUUAUAUGUCUUGGAUGGAUUUACAUGGGGCUUCAGAUGCUCUGAGGUGUCGGAUGUUUUUACUUACACUGGGGCCACGAGCCCAAAAAUGGUAUUAUACUCUCCCACCUCAUUCGAUUUGGAAAUGGCAACAGUUACGUGCAGCUUUCCGAUCACAAUUUAUCGGUGCUCAAAUUUGUCUCAUUCCAAAAGAAUCGAUUACCAACAUUGUGCAAAAGGACGACGAGACUGUUAAAGACUACGUGGCUCGGUUCAACGACCGAAUUCAGAACAUGGAGCCCUGUCAUCCUGAAACUUUGUUAGUAACUGCUAUUGCUGGACUGAAGCCCAACUCAAUGUUUCGCUGGACCCUGUGUCAAAAUAAGCCUGCUACAUUUCAAGAGUUUCUUGUGCGAGCUCAACAGUUCAUUAUUGCUGAAGAAUCCAUGUCGGUUCCUAGUUUCAACUUCUCGGUGAAGGAGAGCAAGGCUGAACCGGAUGCUAAAAAGAAGAACAAGAAGAACUUUGGGAAAGCACAGUUUCGGAACUCCUCUAAAGGAUAUGAAAAUACUCCAGAGUCUCGGGCUGCUCGUGAUCAGUAUUCAGACAAUGUCAGGACAGGUUAUCAUGCCGUUUAUUCCGCCGGAGCAGCCACCAUAUAUGAAGAACUGAAAGGAAAGGGAAUUAUCCCAGACCCGAGGCCUGUGAGAACUCCUGAAGACAAGUUGGACAAAACUCGGUACUGUGCGUACCAUAAGUCUCCAGGACACAAUACCGAUGAGUGUCUCGGACGAACCGCACUUUAUAAACUUCGUGCUGAUGUGUCAAUUUUUCAUUAUGCCCUGAAGUUCCCCACCAUUGAAGGAGAAGGCACUCAUUACGGAGAUCAACGAGAAGCCCGAAGUCUGAUGUUGCUCUCAACCUCGCGUAGCUUUCAUAUGAUUGAAGAACAGGAUGCUAAUAACUCCGUUGAGCCGAGUGAUUCAAUUUUUGAUGCUGAAAGAAUUGAUCAAUUUAUUCCAAGUACUGACGUGUCUCAAGAAGAUACCGACAUGCCGCUUACUGAUACCGACAUCCCUAUGACGUCGGUUUUGCCUGAAACAUUAACUGAAGUCCUCAAUCAAGAAUCACCUUUUCAUGAGAAAGAUGCAGAAAUGCAUGAAGAUAUGGAUCCACGGAUGCAGUUCAAGGAUGGAGGCCAUCAUGUCCGAGCGGAACCAGUUGAAGAUAUCAAAACCAUUUACGUGGACGGAUCGGCUCAGCAGAAAUCGCUGCGCAUUGGGGCCAACCUGCAAGAACCCAUUCGAUCAAAUCUGAUUCAGUUUCUCCAGUCGAACUCCGAUGUGUUCGCCUGGAAGCAUGAAGAUAUGAAAGGGAUUGACCCACAAAAAGCAUGCCAUCGUCUAAAUUUGGACAAAACUGUCAAACCCGUUAUUCAGAAACGCCGAAAAUUCGGCCCAGACCGUCAGAAGGCCCUUGAAGAGGAAGUAAACAAGCUCAUAGACAAUAAAUUUGUCAAAGAAGCCAAGUACCCGACGUGGAUAUCAAAUCCUGUUUUGGUCAAGAAAGCCACCGGCCUUUGGCGUCUGUGUAUAGAUUUUUCAGACUUGAAUCAAGCAUGCUCGAAAGAUAGCUAUCCCAUUCCACACAUUGAUUACAUGGUAGAUGCUACGUCCGGAAACCAACUUAUGAGUUUUCUGGAUGCCUAUUCAGGCUAUAAUCAAAUUCUUAUGCAUCCUGAUGAUGCUGAACAUACCUCGUUCUAUUCAGCCCGAGGCCUUUAUUGCUAUGUCAUGAUGACUUUUGGAUUAAAGAAUGCAGGGGCCAUGUAUCAGAGGUUAGUCAAUAAGAUGUUUGCUCGCUUGAUCGGCCAUACGAUGGAAGUUUAUGUAGACGACAUGUUAGUGAAGUUGGAACAGGCUUCUGACCACAUCACCUAUCUCUCCGAAGUCUUCAAUAUACUCCGAGAAUAUUCCAUGGUGCUUAACCCCAAGAAGUGUACUUUCGGAGUUGGGUCAGGGAAGUUUUUAGGAUACAUGGUGAGUCAGAGAGGGAUCGAAGCCAAUCCCGCUAAGAUUCAAGCCAUACUUGACCUAGCUCCCCCAACAUCUAUCAAAGGUGUCCAAGCUUUAACUGGUCGACUGGCAGCCCUUAAUCGGUUCAUUUCAAAGUCUACGGAUCAUUGCAAGCCGUUCUUUGAUGCUAUCAAAAAGACGAAACCGUUUGAAUGGACCAUGGAAUGCCAGAAUGCUUUUGACAACAUUAAAGAAGUUCUUUCACGGUUACCGACGUUGCAGAAACCACUUCCUGAUGAGCCUCUCUAUUUGUACCUUGGUGUAAGUGACAUUGCUGUUAGUGCUGUUCUCAUACGGCAAGAUGGGCUUCAACAGUUUCCGGUGUAUUAUGUUAGCAAGGCUUUACAUGACGCUGAAUUGCGAUAUCCGCAUAUGGAGAAGUUGGCCUAUGCUCUGAUCAUCGCUGCACGGAAGUUGCGCCCAUAUUUUUUGGAGCAUUUAAUCGUUGUGUUUACGACAUAUCCUCUCCGACAAGUCCUUCACCGACCUGACACGUCGGGGAGAAUGAUUAAAUGGGCGAUAGAGUUGGGACAGUUUGAUAUCCAGUACCGACCACGAACCGCUAUCAAAGCUCAAGCGCUGUCUGAUUUCAUU